GAUCAGCAUUUUUACCAGCACCUGAAGUUGAUGUUGGUGUAGUAACUUUCACACCUUUGAAAGAGCCUUUGAUUAAAUGUCCUUUUCCAUUAGUAGAAAAAGUUAAUCGGACUCUGUUUCACACGAGACAGAAAAUGUGUAAACACACUGUGAAAUUGUUAUUUCCAAAAAACAGACAGCAGUUGUUGAAUGAAGUUUUUCGUCAGACAGGAAUUGAUCCAGAAACGCCUCCAUUUAAAUUAACUAAUGAAGAAAUUGGUCAAAUCUGUAUGUUAUAUGAGCAGUUUUGUAAUGAAUAUUCAGAUAUUAGAGAUUAUAAUUUUAGAUGAAAUUAUUUAAUAUAUAAGAAUCAUUUUGUAUAAAUUGUUAUAUAUUGUAUAAUAAACUACAAUAAUUU
This is a messenger RNA of Centruroides sculpturatus (bark scorpion), 397 nucleotides long. Its product is annotated as dimethyladenosine transferase 1, mitochondrial-like. Gene Ontology annotation, biological process: transcription initiation at mitochondrial promoter; rRNA methylation. Gene Ontology annotation, molecular function: mitochondrial transcription factor activity; rRNA (adenine-N6,N6-)-dimethyltransferase activity. The record is from RefSeq and is a predicted model, not a curated record. Gene Ontology annotation, cellular component: mitochondrial matrix. The annotation marks the transcript as partial. NCBI's taxonomy places the organism in Eukaryota, Metazoa, Arthropoda, Arachnida, Scorpiones, Buthidae. The transcript is spliced from 2 exons.